Messenger RNA from Metarhizium acridum CQMa 102, 1092 nucleotides. The record is from RefSeq and is a predicted model, not a curated record. NCBI's taxonomy places the organism in Eukaryota, Fungi, Ascomycota, Sordariomycetes, Hypocreales, Clavicipitaceae.
AUGACGGAUGCUCAACUAUGGACUCUGGUCCAUUUGGGAGUCUCAGGCUUCGUUAUAAUACCCGUCAUAUUGGUGGGUUUGAUGACAUUGUUCCUUGCACGAAGUCGAGGGGAUCCUUCUCGCCGAGCGUUUAUCUGGCUAAAGGCCUGCCAUCCAUUCUUAAUAGUCUCCCUCAGCUGUAUUAUUGCAGCCGACGCCCUCAAUUCAAUUCUCGACUCGUGGCAAAAUGCUGCUGGCUAUUACGAUACAGCCAAUCACACGCACGAUGAGAUAAGUAAUGUAAUUCGAUCUGAGCGAUAUCUCAGCUUCACCGGCAACUUGUUUGAGCAUCUCGUCGAUAUUCUGUUUGUCAUUAUUUUCAUCGAGCUUGGAAACGGACUCAUGCACUCGCUGAAUCGAAAAUCAUCCAAGUACCAGACCAGGUUACGGCACACGGCGUACGUUGCCGCCACCAUUCUCUUCGCUUUCGCCCUUGCAUACUUUGGACAACCGACGGCAUCUUGGGUGGCAUACUGGAACGGCUCAGAAAGCAAUUCGAGCUACGCUCAGCUCACUCAGUCAUUAAAGGUUGUCGGGAAACUGGGGGCCUCGUUUUAUACCUCCUCGUGGAUCAUCUCCCUCUUCCAGGUCGGAUAUGCCUCUUUUGUGAUGCACAAGCACAAGGCUCGUGUGCUCACUCGUCAGGCCGCAAUUCUCUACCUUACCAUUACCGUCUUGGAUUUUGUCCGGUGGACGUUUUUCCUCACCCUUUAUGCGCGGUGGCUUCUUCCGACAGGAGCCAGUCCUCCAUGGUGGAAUCUUGUGGAUGCUCUCGGCAACACGUGGAUCCGGCUGGUGCAGUUCAUGGUGCUUCUUGUCAUUGGUAUGCGGAGGAAAAGGGGAAUAUGGGCGACCCAUCAGCCCUGGAUGGCAAGCAGCGAGUCGACAAUGACGUCUACUAUGGUAUCGACGACCAACAGACCCUCGCCAGUUAUGACACCCGGUACUGCCGCCUAUUCUCACGCGUUAUACCCCUACAAAGAAUAUGCACAUCCAACGCAGAUGCUACCAGCCUGCCGGUCAUCCUGGCUCCCAGAGAGCUCGACACAAUGA